AUGUCGACACCAGGUACAUUCCUACACGAGCUCAUGCACAUGGCGAGCGGCGCAGAAGAUGAAAUCUUCAUUGAUCCCACUGACCAAAAGUCCAAGAAGGCAUAUGGUGCCUACGACUGGUCCCGAGUUGUUGCCGGCAGUCGAAUCUCCAGCAGUACCAGUCGUUCAAUCCCCUGGAAGCGGACGCUUCGGAAGCACAUUUCCCAUCAUUCCCAUCACCAAGCUGUUCUCGAGACAGGCGAGGAUAUUUGA
Molecule: messenger RNA, 252 nt
Organism: Penicillium arizonense
Lineage: Eukaryota; Fungi; Ascomycota; Eurotiomycetes; Eurotiales; Aspergillaceae
Exons: 3
Coding region: 1-252 (83 amino acids)
Source: RefSeq, a predicted model, not a curated record